Pelmatolapia mariae (spotted tilapia) is the source of this 2530-nucleotide messenger RNA. It is a transcript of the gene pemt, whose product is annotated as phosphatidylethanolamine N-methyltransferase. The coding region runs from base 1 to 720 and encodes 239 amino acids. Gene Ontology annotation, molecular function: phosphatidylethanolamine N-methyltransferase activity. The record is from RefSeq and is a predicted model, not a curated record. Gene Ontology annotation, biological process: phosphatidylcholine biosynthetic process. NCBI's taxonomy places the organism in Eukaryota, Metazoa, Chordata, Actinopteri, Cichliformes, Cichlidae. The transcript has 7 exons.
AUGAGUGACAGCAACGCAGACGCUGAGCGGAACGACAGUCCUGCUACAGACAACCACCCCGCGCUGCUCGACUGCUGUGGAGGGCUCAACAACGUCGAUUAUUCCAAGAUGGACUUGACGCUGAUGGGAGCCUUCCUAAAACACAUUAAUGUUUACGACUCCCGCUUGUGUAUUGCUGUGAUUGCCAUCCUUUUUAACCCUUUAUUUUGGAAUGUGGUGGCGAGAUGGGAGCAUCGUACACGAAGACUCUCUGGGCUCUUUGGUAGCCCCUACCUGGCCUGUUGCUGCUUGGGCUUCGUCAUUAUACUGCUAAACAUUUACCGCAGCCACAGUAUGACAGUGGCAAUGAAGGCCCAGGCCAGGUGGGAGGUGAUGGAGAGGACGGAGGUUUUCUACGCUGGGAUAGCUCUUAUGGUGUUUGGUACCCUUCUCGUAGUGAGCAGCUUCCUCGCUCUGGGAUUCACCGGAACCUUCCUAGGUGACUACUUUGGCAUUCUGAUGGAUGAGAAGGUAACAGGCUUUCCUUUCAACAUCACAGAGAACCCAAUGUACUGGGGCAGCACAGCUAACUACCUCGGCUUGGCACUCAUUGGUGCCAGUCCUGUCGGUCUAGUUCUUACUGCCAUAGUGGCCUUGGCAUACAAGGUGGCAAUAAGCUUUGAAGGACCAUUCACCGAACAGAUCUAUCGAGAGAGGAGUCUGCAACACAAACGUGAAUAAUUUCCCCCGGACACGUCCUAUUUCGGGUUCAGAUAAGGAUUCCCUCCGGUGUGAACGGACUGAGAGCCUUGGUCAUUAUUUGACCUCCUCCAUGGAUACGAAGGAAACAUCCCCAUUGCUGAUCCGUGUGUUUUUCUGUUAGUUCAAAGUGAUUUUGUGAAAGGGGAAUCUACAUGCAGGAUUUUUUCUAAUCCUGUCACAUGACUGUGACAUACUUUAGAUGUGCUAAAAAAGGAACCAGUCCUUUUGAGAUCGAGAAUCCAAAUAUCGAUAGUAUCAAUUCAAACGGUGGUUUAGUAUCAGAUUUAUAAUUUGCUUCUAUCCCCACAGUUCAGUGUGUAACCCACUUAAUUGUGUUAAAUAAUUAGUUUUUUUGUAAAUUAAAAAUAUACCUCAAACAUGCACUGUGAAACAUGUCUGAACCUUUUUGUGUUGACUGUCAUGUCUGUUUUAUUUAGGACCUAUAGCGCAUUUAAACAACAGAAGCUGACCCGAAAUGGUUCAGAGACGACACGUUUACCUUCCAGCUCUCCAAAAAAACCCAGUCUGAAAAUACAUGAAAAUCUGAAAGGUGUCUUUUGUUGUGUUACUGUGGAAAGUAAAAAUCACAGUGACUUUAGUGGUCAUUAAAAUGUGUUCAGAAUUUGCAAAAUGAUGAUUAUUCAUCUCCUAAGUCAUGACACACUGCUCCUCCCUACAUAAGCUGCCUUUAUAAGUUAAAGGUAUCGGUAUCAGCAAUACUGGCUCUGUAUUUACUUGGUAUCAGAUCAGUACUAAACCUUGCAGUAUUGCACAGCACUGCUAGAGGGCAAAUCUGCUUGAUCUAUCAACAUGUUUAACACUCAGCUGUAUCAUAUUUAUCUGUAUAUGUAUUAAAGAUCAGCAGCAGAAACCAGGAAGCCAUAAUAUUCUUCAAGGCAGGUAGAGCGCAGAAAUCUUUUCACAGAUAAGAUGUUGCAGAUGCAUAGUGCCGGACAAACCUGCUGCAACCGCUUUGUGCAACAUGCAUAACUGCCUGAUAAAGAAUUCAAUGUUUUUUAUAAUCUACAUCUAUCAAAACAGCAAACAGAGGGGGCAGUACUGCAGGGAUAUCAGAGGGCUUUGCUCAGUUGAGAUGUGCUAGUGAAUUAUGCAGGUGAGUCAGAAUGUAUAAUUCAAAUGCAUUUGAAGUGACUGGAGAAAUUCAUGAAUAACUUUUUUAAUUAUAUCUGUGUUUAAGAUCUCCAACUGUAUAUUAUUAUUAAAAGUCCCAGUGACCCCUUUUGUUUUAUAACUCUCCAAGUGUAUCGUCCUACAGAGGUGUGUCUGUGCGCUUUCCUGGCUGAAUUACUGAAUUUUACCUGUAGGAAGUGUACUGUUCUAGAUAUUACAUUAUGUAAAUUGCUUAUUUUUAAAGUGUUAGCCAAGACUGAAACCACAGUGUAACAAGGUCCCAGUUUAAUCUGAGUUCACUCAAAAGCCAACAUGAUAACUACCUUGUUUUUAAAAACAAUAUUUCUGAAUCAGCUACUGAGACGAACAUUUUCAAUGUCUGUUAAAGUAAAACAGAAAUUUUAAGGCCACUGAUCCGUACUUUAUAGUAAAAAUAUACAUGUAUUUGUAUUUGCUGUGGCUUCACACACUGUGUGAUGGUUUCAGUGUUAAGAUGCAUGGUACUGUACCUACUGUAUUAUGUUUAUCAUUUCAAAUUUCAGAGGAGCUGUUUCACUGCUGGCUUUACAGUGUCACUAUGCAAAUCAUUCCAAAGUGAACAAUGCACACUGCCUGCUACUUUAUGCUAAUGAAGUGUUUUAUGUAAUAAAGGAAUGAG